Molecule: messenger RNA, 2297 nt
Organism: Leptosomus discolor (cuckoo roller)
Lineage: Eukaryota; Metazoa; Chordata; Aves; Leptosomiformes; Leptosomidae
Source: RefSeq, a predicted model, not a curated record
GGUGUCACUGGACCAGCAGGACCCCCAGGUCCAAGAGGCUUGCCAGGAAAUGUGGGUGUGCCUGGAGACCCUGGACUACCAGGAAAGGAGGGAGAAAAGGGGGAAAAGGGUGAUCCUGGAAAAGAGGGAAAAGUGGGUUUACCUGGACCAGCUGGUGAGCCAGGGCCUGCUGGAGAGCCAGGUUUGCCUGGUAAGGGUAAAGAUGGAGAACAGGGACAAAGAGGCCCACCAGGCUUGCCAGGACCCUUUGGACAUAAGGGUGAGAGGGGAGCUCCUGGCCUCCCUGGACAGCCAGGAGACAGAGGUGUGCCAGGAAUUGGGCUGGCUGGACCCCCUGGCCCUGUGGGACCCCCAGGAGACAAAGGGUCAUUGGGUCCCCGUGGUGUACCUGGUAUCCCUGGACCACAGGGGCCUCCUGGCCAGGACGGUCUACCUGGAAAUCCAGGGGAAAGAGGACCUCCUGGAAAACCGGGUUCCUCACCCCUACUCUCUCCAGAGGACAUAAAUCUCUUAGUAAAGGAUGUGUGCAGUGAAUGCCCUCCUGGCCCACCAGGACUGCCAGGCAUCCCAGGUUUCAAAGGUGAUAAAGGUCUCCGAGGACCACCUGGUAGAGAUGGCCAGGAUGGGAAAAUGGGGAAUGCUGGUCCCAGAGGUCCUGCAGGCCCACCUGGGCUGGAUGGCCCAAAGGGUGCUAAAGGAGACCGUGGUAUGACUGGGGAUGCAGGAGAAAAAGGUGAACAGGGCCACCCUGGAAUGCCUGGCUUUUCAGGGGCUCCUGGAAACCCUGGUCCACCUGGACCAGAUGGGGCACCAGGGCCAAUAGGACCAGCAGGAAACCCAGGAGACAUAGGUAAAGAUGGCCCUCCAGGUCCACAGGGUCCACCAGGGCUGCCUGGACUUCCAGGCAUUGCUGGGAAUGAUGGCAAAGAUGGCAAGCCAGGAUCUCUUGGGGAACCGGGAAAGCCGGGAGAACCAGGGCUCCCAGGCCAGGAAGGUGCCAGAGGCUUACCGGGUUUCAAAGGGCAGAGAGGAGACACAGGUCCCCCAGGUCCCCGGGGGGAGCCAGGUGUGACAGGUCCUGCUGGUCGUGAGGGCCCACCAGGGAAGGAUGGUGAUACCGGUCCCAUAGGACCACAGGGCCCUCGAGGACUCAGGGGGCAGCCGGGCAAGAAUGGAUCACCUGGAUCUGCAGGAGAACCUGGCCCAGCAGGUAACCCAGGUCCUAAAGGAAAUAAAGGAGAAAAUGGCAGCCCAGGACUCCCUGGCUUCAUAGGACCCCGAGGACCACCUGGAGAACCAGGAGAGAAAGGUCCUCCUGGAAAAGAGGGUGCACCAGGGAAACCGGGUGAAAUUGGCUUCAAAGGAGAGAGGGGAGAUCCUGGCAUCAAAGGUGAAAAAGGCCCUCCAGGAGAAAAGGGCCCUCCAGGUGAUCCUGGGAUACCUGGUCAUAAAGGCCAUCCAGGACUGAUGGGUCCCCAUGGACCCCCAGGAGACACUGGGCAUGUUGGACCUCCUGGUCCUCCAGGACAGCCAGGAUUUCCAGGACCUAGGGGGGAACCCCCAUCUCUAGAGACUUUGAGAAGGCUCAUCCAAGAGGAAUUAGCCAAGCAGCUAGAUGCAAAGUUAGCCUAUCUCCUGGCUCAGAUACAGCCUGCACAUGUCAAAGCAUCCCAUGGCAGACCAGGGCCUCCUGGUCCCCCUGGGAAGGAAGGACUUCCAGGAAGAACUGGCCCUCCAGGAGAACCUGGCCGGCCUGGACAGACUGGGUCUGAAGGGCCACCGGGACCAAUUGGUCCCAAAGGAGAAAGAGGAGCAAAGGGUGAGAAAGGAGACACUGGUAUUGGACAACGAGGGGAAAUAGGUCCUCCAGGAAUUCCAGGCCUCCCAGGGGAGCCUGGCUAUGCCAAAGAUGGAAUGCCAGGACCACCUGGUCCUCAAGGCGAAGCUGGUGUGCCUGGUCUCACAGGCCCACAGGGACCUCCAGGAGCCAAUGGACAGUGUGACCCCACUCAGUGUGCUUACUAUGCAAGCCUGGCUGCCAGACCCGCCAAUGUCAAAGGGCCCUAGCAUGCAGGGAGUAUCCCUAGACUUGUUUUUAAAACUUGAAUUCAUCACGCCUGCCAAAAGCUCUCAGAUGUCUUCAACUGUGUUUCUUUCAUGGGAGGCCUUUUCAAGCCAACAAAUGCUGCCGGUCGGUCAGAUUAUUUUUAUGAAUUAUAAUUAUUAUUAUUAUCUUUGCGAUAUGUGAAUUUGUUUUUGUUUUCUCUAACAUCAGGGCAUAUUAAUACAUUAAAAAU